This is a messenger RNA of Aplosporella prunicola CBS 121167, 618 nucleotides long. RefSeq lists its product as uncharacterized. Lineage: Eukaryota; Fungi; Ascomycota; Dothideomycetes; Botryosphaeriales; Aplosporellaceae. The record is from RefSeq and is a predicted model, not a curated record. Gene Ontology annotation, cellular component: mitochondrial large ribosomal subunit. The annotation marks the transcript as partial. The transcript has a single exon. Gene Ontology annotation, molecular function: structural constituent of ribosome.
ACGCAAUGCCGGCACGAAUCGACGACGCGCCGCAUGACGAAGCUGCACCGGCUGCCCGGGUCGCCGGCCUUUACGCCCCCAGCAUCACGCACCCAAGACCACAUUGUGUACAACCCGCCGUCGGCGGCGCCCAACGUGGCCCACACGCCCGUGAAGUUCCUACCGAAGGGAGACCGACGCCGGGAGCUGGCGGCCAUGACGGCGCGGCUGACGGGAGCACGCGACGGGGCCAGCCACGCGCACAACGCCUACUCGGCCAUCACGGCGACGGGGACGCCGCUGUCGGCGGCCUCGUUCCCGCCCUCGCGCGCCACGCCCACUAACAGCGCUGCGCUGCCCCCGCCUGUGCGCGCGCCCUACACCAAGAAGUACCAUUUGACCGAGGCGGAUAUCGAGGAGAUACGGCGGCUGAGGCGCGAUGACCCGGCUGUGUGGACGCGAGAGGCGCUUGCUAAGAAGUUCGACUGCAGCCAGUUCUUUGUGGGAUUGGUGGCGCCGGCGCCUGAGCGGGGGGCUGCUAAGGCGCUGGAGCUGGAGGAGGCGAGGAAGAGGUGGGGGAGGAGGAAGAGGGAGGCUAGGGAGGAUAGGGUCAGGAGGAGGGAGAUGUGGGGGAGGGAU